Acanthaster planci (crown-of-thorns starfish) is the source of this 2758-nucleotide messenger RNA. RefSeq names its product peptidyl-prolyl cis-trans isomerase B-like. Gene Ontology annotation, cellular component: cytoplasm; intracellular membrane-bounded organelle. Lineage: Eukaryota; Metazoa; Echinodermata; Asteroidea; Valvatida; Acanthasteridae. The record is from RefSeq and is a predicted model, not a curated record. Gene Ontology annotation, biological process: protein folding; protein peptidyl-prolyl isomerization. Gene Ontology annotation, molecular function: peptidyl-prolyl cis-trans isomerase activity; cyclosporin A binding.
UUGCUCGUCCCAACCGUGGCGUCUAGGUAUCGUGCUGAGGCCGUCGACGUGGCUCGUGCUGGCUCCGAUCCGCGCGGGCGAUAACCUCAGCUCCAAAAUAUAACGUGGAUAUUUCAAUUCAUGGGAACAACCUACGUGUUACGUUUCUUGGUCAGAAACAUGAAGGUUAUUGUUGUUGCCUCGUUGGCCCUAGUGGCUAUUGUGUACCUUCUCCUACCUCAGGCUGCAGUUGCAGAGCAGAAGAAGGGUCCGAAAGUGACUGAUAUCGUGUAUUUUGAUAUCUCAAUUGGUGGAGAAGAUUUGGGACGUAUUGAGAUUGGACUCUUCGGCAAGACAGUGCCCAAAACUGUCAAGAACUUCAAAAUCCUAGCAAACAUCCAUAGAGAAAAACCAGAGGAUGUCACUUUGAAUAAAGGCUACAAGGGCAGUAAAUUUCACCGUGUUAUUGAUGACUUUAUGAUUCAAGGUGGAGACUUUACCAAUGGAGAUGGUACAGGGGGCAAAAGCAUCUAUGGGGAGCGCUUCCCAGAUGAGAACUUCAAGCUGAGCCACUAUGGCGCAGGCUGGCUGAGCAUGGCCAAUGCAGGCAAGGACACCAACGGCUCCCAGUUCUUCAUCACUCUCGUCAAAACAACUUGGCUGGAUGGCAAGCACGUAGUAUUUGGCAAAGUGUUAAAUGGCAUGGACUUCGUAAGAAAAAUUGGAAAGACGGAGGUAAUGAACAGCAAACCCAAAAAAGAUGUCAUCAUCAAGGAAUGUGGUAUUCUAGAAUUGCCUAAUGGCAAACCUUUCGCUGUCCCAAAGGACGGAGUCGAGUAGAGGAAGAUCCUACUCUAGGAUUGGUGGCUGCAAAAGAAAAAAAAUUCUUCUCUGGGAAUUCUGCACACUUAGUUUCCUUUCUUUUCCCUUGUAUUUUCAAUUAGUGAAGUUAUCCUUUUUUUGUUCACAACCAUGGAAAUGCCCAAAUUCUAAAAAAGUAUCAACUUUAAAGUCAUGCUGACGGCAUUGCGUGCUUUUCACCCCAAAAAAACUUGUGCUGGAAGUAGAUUGUUUUGUUAUUCUUUUGGGGCUUGAAAUUGCUUGGUGUUAUUUUAUGUUGAAAUAUUCUGUAUGUAGCUACAUGUACGAAUCACUUGCCAUGUUCUCUUGGUCAGUAUGUACAAAUCUCAAAUUCUAGCUGAAAUUCCGAGUGUUCCAAUCCUCCCAAAUGAUGCAAUGAUCUGUCCUUCCCCAAUUUAUUGCAUAUCGUUUACAAAUAAACCAACAAACCCUAAAUAUGGGAACUGGCCAUAUUGCUUGAUGCCUUUAUCAUUAACAUGCAAAGGACAAGCACUCGCGUCCGUGUAGUGUGAUGCCUAACCUAGGAUUGUUCAUCCAGCCAGUGUGAUUACUUACAUACGUCUUUGCUUCUCCUGUCUGUAGUAAAGUCAACUCUUGGUAUAAAGAGAACUGUUAAAAUGCUGUUACAAGAAUGACAUUUUGAAGUCUCAAUUUCUUGAACUCUUUUUCUAAAUGUUAUCCUUUGAUUGUUAUAACAAGGUUCUUGUUUCAACAAGACUAUAUUUGGCUGGUCCAAGCAAUCUUCUUAUGGUGAGUUGACUCUAUUGCAUGUAAAUGCGUCAUCUGGAGGAUUCUUACUGUACUAAAUACCCAAUGAUUUCUACAUGUACAUGUAUUUGAAAUCUUGACUUGGACAGACCCAGCUUAAAAUCAAGUAAAGUGCCGACAACAUCCUGACGAUUUCUCCGUGCUGUUAAAAUCCCCCAACACCUCAAUUUUCCAAUUGCAACAUAAUUUUUCCCACACUCUGGUAUUAUAUUUAGCAUAGCCCUUCUAUCUUGUGAACUUAAAAAGAAUCCCUUCACAAAAUCCGUUUACCUGUGUAGAAUGCUGGGGGAGGGGGGGUUAAUGGAUGGACAUGAAAGGGUAGAGCAAGAUUGUAGCUAUGGAGUGACUGGUUGUCUUUAAACACCCUGCAGGCCAUUUUUUGGACACCCCUGUUUUGAAUAUGCAAAUUAUGCAAAUCUUGUAAAUCUAAGACACUUACAUGCCUUAUUUUUCAAAUGAAGUCAAAUUUGGAUGCCCGUAAUUUCCAAAUGCCGUAAUGGCUAUUGAUAAACGAUGUAGGUGAGCUUAUAUAGGUAGUUGAGCUUUAGCCUAGUGCCAACAAUAACAGAGACUCGCCUACGAUUAUUUUUCAGAAACUAUUGUUUCCAAUGAAUUUCAGUAUUAUGGGAGAGACUUAAUUGUCAAGAUAAACUCCAGAAAAUACAUGUACACAUGUAUGAGCACUGUAUGUGUUCGAGUAUUGUACAUGUUAUUAUUUCACAGCAUCAUAUUGAACCAUGUGUUUAAACAGGUGUAAUCGUGUUUAAAAGCAAUUUGACUUUUUUAAUUAGUCUUUUAAUAGUAAACAAAAUAAUGGAAUUGGGAUUAUUAGACCAAAAAUGUUGUAAGCCUUCCACAUACACUCUGGUAGGAUGCAGAGUGAGGUACUCUGAAAGAUCAGUUUCUUAACUGAACAGCAGCUUUGGGUUUGUAAAAAAUGUGACGACUGGUUUUCGUGGUUUUUGUCCUGCGUUUGGUUCACCAUGGGAAGACGGUCUGCUUGGGUGCAAAGAAGGCAUUGCCAUUAGUACGCAUGACCAUUCCUCAUGCUCCUUUAUUUGUACCGUUGGCAUUUGUUGUUGGUCACAAUAAUUUGAUAUACAACGGUUGUUCCACAUGUUGAAUGAAUAAACUUGAAAUCCAAUCCCGA